AUGGCGUCCAACGAACCCCGGGCCCAACAACAGUCGCAACCCUCCAAUCCUGACCAGUCCUUCAGCAUGCUCGCAGUAGGCGACGUUGAGGCAGUGGGUGCCCACUGCCAAAUGACCUACUGCCACCAACUCGAUUUCCUCCCCUUCCGCUGCGACUCAUGCCACUCAACAUUCUGCCUCGAUCACCGCUCCGAGACCGCCCACAACUGUCCCAAAGCCGGCGAAUGGGCACGCAACCGGCGGCGUAACAGUCUCAACCGCUCUUCCACACCCAACACUACUGGCACGUCCACUCUCACAACCUCAAAGCCAACACUAGCAACUGGCACACAAUGCUACGAAACGUCCUGCAAAACGUUCGUCAACACUCCACAGUCCGUCGGCGUACGUUGCGACACCUGCAACAGGCAAUACUGCCUGAAACAUCGUCUGAGGGAAGAGCAUGACUGUAAGAAUGUGGUUCCCUUAGGCGCCAAAACAACAACUUCCACACUCGCCACCAACAAGGAAAAGAUCCGAUUUGGCUUCUCUCGCAUCCGCUCGUGGGGUAAGUCCCAACAGUCCGAUCUGGAGAAGCGAAUGCAGGAGUUGAAGCCGAAGCCAAAACCUACCUCUGCGGCGGCGCGGACGGUCGCAUUGAACAAGAUGAAGGCAGCAGCCAAGGGCGACGAGAAGGUUCCGAGUGAAAAGAGGGUGUAUCUGCACGUCGAGGCCGAGAAGGAAACAACACGCGCGAAAAUGCCGCAGAUGGCGCUGUGGUUCAGUAGUGAAUGGAGUGUGGGGAAGGUGUUGGAUGAUGCGGCUAAGAGGUUGCAGGUCGCAAACUCGAACAACACUGUCGAUGAGGAGGAGACACGAUUACGAGUGUUUCAUGUUGAUGAUGGAAGGGUGUUGGAUUUUGGGGAGAAGUUGGGUAAGGCGGGUGUGCAAAGUGGGCAUACGAUUGUGUUAUUGAGAGGCGUUGGGCCUGGUGCGCCGAGUGUGAGGACGUGA
Messenger RNA from Cyphellophora attinorum, 993 nucleotides. Its product is annotated as AN1-type zinc finger protein 1. Gene Ontology annotation, cellular component: cytoplasm. The coding region runs from base 1 to 993 and encodes 330 amino acids. The transcript has a single exon. Gene Ontology annotation, molecular function: zinc ion binding. Lineage: Eukaryota; Fungi; Ascomycota; Eurotiomycetes; Chaetothyriales; Cyphellophoraceae. The record is from RefSeq and is a predicted model, not a curated record.